AUGAAAAUCAAACAUCAAGACUGGCUAUUUUCGACUACGUGUUGCACCUGGAAGCAUCCUGUCUAUCUCCGAAAAUGCAAGACACCGACUACUCAGUCAAGUUCUCACUACGCCAAGACUUUGAUGCUGCUAGACCAAUCUGACCUAGCACUAAAGUGUAAAUUCCCCGUAAAUUCCUCAGCCUCAGCCUCAGCCUCAGCCUCCGCCUCCGCGCCUCGUCUUGCGGCUUCAACAAGUCUCCCAGUGAGGCUGCUGCCCCUCGCGGCUGUGUCAGUAGGAUUCAAACCUUCCACUUGUACAUCAAGCAUCUACCCGUCCGACGACAAGCCGCCUACCAUCUCUGAUAGUGAUUACCUCGACAAGGAAUCCACCAUUCUUGACAUAACAAGAUCUUUCAGAAUGGCGCCGACCUCCCUACACGCCCUCCUUCCCCGCCAUUAUCCCUCCUUGGGCGAAAUGUUUCACCAGUUUCCCGCCAAAGUAUGGCUGAUUCUUAAGGAAAUCAUCUUCGGUCUCGCCAUCAUCCUUGCUCUGGUUGGCUUCAUUCUCGUUAUCAUUAGCAUAUUUGUGGGCAUCCGCAUAUACGGACCGCAUGUCGUUAAUAGGCUGAGGGGUGGGGAAUGGAGGGACGUCGUGGAGGGGUUGAGGGAGAAGGUUGGGCGCUUGAGGAAGAUUGAGAGGGUUGAUAGGAUGUGGAAGUGGUUGGAGCGCAGGAUGGCGAGGACCGACACCGAUAAAGCUGUUAGUGCAGCAACGCUGGAACUUUUGGAUAGUAGGGAGGGAGAGGGUAGCGUGGGUGGGGAGACAUUGUUCGAGGGCGAGGAAGAUGAAGAUGAGAAAUGGACACGCGGGCAAGAAGGAUGA
Molecule: messenger RNA, 864 nt
Organism: Letharia columbiana
Lineage: Eukaryota; Fungi; Ascomycota; Lecanoromycetes; Lecanorales; Parmeliaceae
Exons: 2
Coding region: 1-864 (287 amino acids)
Source: RefSeq, a predicted model, not a curated record